Molecule: messenger RNA, 864 nt
Organism: Fusarium subglutinans
Lineage: Eukaryota; Fungi; Ascomycota; Sordariomycetes; Hypocreales; Nectriaceae
Product: isoprenylcysteine alpha-carbonyl methylesterase ICMEL2
Exons: 2
Coding region: 1-864 (287 amino acids)
Source: RefSeq, a predicted model, not a curated record
AUGGACCAGCCCACUUCAGUUCCCAGCUCAAUUGCUGAAAGCAUUGAGCCAACCUUGGGCAUUUACCUUCCGCUCCUCAACAAGAACUCAACUGCCAUCAAAUCAACCCUAAGAAAAACAUUCUCCUAUGGCCCCAACCCCCGCAACAACCUCGAUAUCUAUUAUCCUGCCAACAGUCCCACCGGGGCUGGGUGCCCUGUCUUCAUCUAUACAUAUGGAGGCGGCUUCACUCGAGAGACAGAGUCUCUGAAGAUCAUCUACUCUACCGAAACCUUGGGCAUUUCUUUGCUGAGAAGUGCGGACAACAAUGACAAGAUUGGAGGUUCACAGCCAAGACCGUUGUUCAUGAUGGGCAACUCUGCGGGUGCUGUUCAUCUUUGUACAUUCUUACUGCAUCCUUCGUUUGCCGAGCUUCGCGGCAAGAUCACAGGUACCAGCGAUACUAGCCCCCUGCAACUCAAGGCUGCGGUCUUCUGCUCGAUGCCGACGUCGCUCCGCAAACCUCGCCCCUAUAGAGCUCCUGUUCUUGCGAGAUACUAUGGAGAAACAGUAGAGCAGGAUUGUCCCCUCGGACUUCUUGAGGCUUGUAACAAGGACAAGACUGUCUCAGAUGCUGCACCAGGGGUCCAGUUCCUUUUACUUUAUGGCUCCCUCGACCCCGAGGAUGAGAUUUUGGGUUGCAACAAGGUGUUUAUUGAGCUUUGGCGAUCAGGCAAGGGAAGCUCGGGUGUAGAGCUCGAAGUUCAAGUUAUGGAGGGCCACAACCAUAUCUCGUCCCCACCAGCUCUCGGCACCAAUAUUUCGAGAGAAGAGGUCUGGGGUUUUAAUGUUGCUGGAUUUUGCAACGCGGCAGUUCGAAGUUGA